This is a messenger RNA of Loa loa (African eye worm), 408 nucleotides long. RefSeq lists its product as hypothetical. Lineage: Eukaryota; Metazoa; Nematoda; Chromadorea; Rhabditida; Onchocercidae. The transcript has 3 exons. Bases 1 to 408 code for a protein of 135 amino acids. The record is from RefSeq and is a predicted model, not a curated record.
AUGAUGUUGAUGAUGAUGAUGAUGAUAAUGAUGAUGAUGAUGAAUAAAAGCCUAAAUAAUGAUACUGUAAAGGAAUGUUUAGUUUGUUACGAUGGCGCUGAUUGUUUACAAACGGAUAGUUGCAAUGAAUGUAAUGGUAUUGGUUGUAUACGAAUGAAAAGUUAUAAUACUGAACAUAUUCAUACAAUUGCUUUGACAUGUUUACCAUAUGCAACAAGAAUCUAUCAAUUGGAACCAGCGGGUUGUCGCAUUUCAUUAUCCGGUGACAGUGAACAUUGCAUAUGUUAUGAUAGUGAUUACUGUAAUCGUGCAACUAGUUCAUCGUUAUUUAGUUUUAAAUUAGUUUCUUUCGUUAUCCCUAUUAUUGUUACUGUUGCAACUUCAUUCUCUUUAUCACAUUUGUUUUAA